Messenger RNA from Fibroporia radiculosa, 891 nucleotides. RefSeq lists its product as uncharacterized. The transcript has 6 exons. The record is from RefSeq and is a predicted model, not a curated record. Lineage: Eukaryota; Fungi; Basidiomycota; Agaricomycetes; Polyporales; Fibroporiaceae. Gene Ontology annotation, biological process: proton motive force-driven ATP synthesis. The coding region runs from base 1 to 891 and encodes 296 amino acids. Gene Ontology annotation, molecular function: proton-transporting ATP synthase activity, rotational mechanism.
AUGCUUGCUCGGCGUACGCUCGGUCGUAUUGCGUCCCAACCUCCCGUGGGGGCUGCCCCAGCGGGUGCUCGGAAUAUGGCCACCCUUCGCGAGAUCGAACUGCGCCUCAAGUCCGUAAGGAACAUCGAGAAAAUCACGAAGUCCAUGAAAAUGAUUGCCUCGACAAAACUCGCGAAAGCCCAGCGCGCCAUGCAAGCAGGCAAGCAAUACGGUGUUGCUAACUCUGAGGUGUUCCAGAACGCGCCUGCAGAGGAGCCCGCCAAACGCAAGCUCUUCAUUGUCAUCUCGUCCGACAAAGGUCUCUGCGGUGGUAUUCACUCAUCCGUCACCAAAGCCACGCGCCGUACAUUUGCAGACAAGGAAGCUGGCAUCGACGCAGACUCACCCAUCAUGGUCAUUGGUGACAAGUCCAAGGCCCAGCUCUCCCGAGCGCUGCCCAAAAACCUUGUGAUGACCUUCAACCAGAUUGGCCGUGACAUUCCUACGUUUGCCGAUGCGGCGGGCGUUGCGGACUUAAUCAUCAAGUCAGGCGUCAAGUACGACGGCAUUGCGAUUGUCUACAACAAGUUCGUCUCGGCAAUUUCGUAUGAGGCUGCUAUCAUGGAGGUGCAGACAGAAGAUGUCCUGAAGAGCGCACCGGGAUUCAAGGCGUACGAGAUGGAGGAUGACGUUACCAAGGACCUCGCGGAAUUCUCCCUCGCUAAUGCGAUCUACGCUACUCUUGUCGAGAGUCACGCAUGCGAACAGAGUGCUCGUCGUAAUGCAAUGGAUAACGCGUCGAAGAACGCGACGGACAUGAUUGGCAAGCUUCAAAUGCAGUACAAUCGUGGUCGUCAAGCCGCUAUCACGAACGAACUCGUGGAUAUCAUUACUGGUGCCAGUGCUUUGUGA